AUGAAGUUGACGGGUCUGCUAAAGAGGCGGAGAGGGAAGACUAGGAAAGAGAACAGCCCUACUGUCAGCGCCGCAAUCUCCCCCUCUCUCCAAAAUGAUCCCUCGAGACAAGCCCAGCAGAGUGUGGGUGCUGUUGCCUCUAGCCAGAGUGGCAGAACACCAAAAGCCGAUCCUCCUGCACCCAUCCCCUCUACAUCGACUGCUGCUCCUUCGUCGAGUCCUUCUGCUCCUCCUUGGUCGCCGCAGGCUUUGUGGAACAACACAUACGAGAAAUUAAAACAGAAAGAGCCUGAUUUAGUACAAUCAUUUGAAAUCGUCUCAGGCGCCAGCUUUAUCUCACAAGAACAGAUAAAGUCUCUGGUGAAAGCACGACUAGACAUGCGAGAUGAACGUCAGUGGAUUAUCACACUUGCUGCCCAACCUGUCAAGAUUCGGGAAAGUGGAGAACGUCUGAUCAAAUUUGUAUUGUGGAGCAAGGAUCUUGUGUCAAGUGCCCUCAGUAGCCAGCCGCAUAUGGUGCUGGCAUGGUCGGGUAUCACAAUGCAAUUACCGUUGGCCUUGAACCCUAGUCAAGAGAGUGAUGCCAUGAUACAAGGCCUUGAUCAUAUCGCUGCAUUAUUAAGAUUGUACGACAUUCGAACUACACUAUGCCAUGGCAACACGAGUGAUGGAUAUCGCAGCGCUAUUGUCGAGCUUUAUUCUCACGUUCUCGAAUAUCAAGCGCGGAUGGCUUGUCAUCUCUCUGACAAUUCGGUGAUACGUGGUAUCCACAGUAUUAGUCGAUCUGGCCAGUGGAAAACCAUGGUACAGACGAUUGACGAGGCGGAUCAAUAUUGCCAGGAGCAUGAAGCACUAAUAGACAAACAGGCAGAACAAGAGCAGUGGGAGCGGCAAACGAAGCAAAUAGAGCAAGCUAAUGAGACCCAGGAACAAAUCCUCGACGCUCUACGCCAUGUUCUUACCACUCGCGCCGCUGACAGAGAAGACGAUCUUCGAACAGAAAUUCUUCAGUGUCUUGCUGCUGAUUAUUCCGGACAGAAAAACUUUAACCCCAAACGUGUACCGAAUACCUGUCGAUGGUUCCUUGAUGAUGACCGGUUCCAUAAGUGGCGAGAUUCUACGACAUCUGGCGUGCUGUGGCUCUCAACUGGCCCUGGUUGUGGCAAGUCGGUCUUGUCCCGGACCUUGAUUGAUGAAAGACUUCUCAGCUCCCGAAUGAUGACAGCGAACGUUUGCUAUUUCUUUUUCAAGGAUGGCCUCGAGCGACGACAGCGAGGGGAGGAUGCCCUCAGCGCUAUUCUUCAUCAGAUAUAUUCUCGGAAUUUGGCUUCUAACUUGAUUUCCCAUGCGUAUCAACCUUUCAAGACUAAUGGGCAAAGUCUCCGCUCUAUGUUCUAUCCGCUCUGGGAGCUACUCAUGACAACUUCACGACAUCAAGCUGCGGGAGAGAUUAUCUGUCUUCUGGACGCAUUGGACGAAUGUCAGCCCGAUGCCAGAGAGCAGCUAUUGGAUCAGCUCGCAGAGUUUUAUAGUAAUGCAAAUGUGGUUGGCCCUGCAGGGCCACGUAUCAAAUUUCUCAUCACAAGUCGUCCUAACGACGAUAUCGACAGCAAGUUCCGUCGUUUGGAUGCUACCGUCAACUUUAUUGAAUUUGCUGAAGUGGUCCCCAGACUUGACAAAGCAUCUCAUUCACUCAUCGCAGGAUAUUUGAAACCGAUGGAACAUCGGACUUAUCUGUGGCUGUAUCUUGUGCUACAGGAGAUUCAGCGCAAAUUCCCAAGUCAUGCAACAGUGAGGAAAAUUGAGACUUUGAUUGGGCAGUUGCCAACCUCUGUCACUAAAGCAUACGAAACUAUUCUCAAUCAGAGCUCUGAUCAGCAGGUCGCCCGCACUAUUUUGAAGAUCAUCAUCGCCGCGAAGCGUGAUCUAACGGUCGAAGAGAUGACCGUUGCGAUAGCCAUAACAAGGACGAAGGAGCCACGAUCAUACCAAGAACUUGAUCUCGAGCCCGAGAAGGUUCGCGAAUCUAGCCUUCGAAAUAUCUGCGGAUUCUUUAUCAGCAUCAAUAAAUCAAAGGUAUCCCUGAUACACCAGACAGCACGCGAAUUUCUUCUCCGAUCGACGGGAGACAAAGACAAGGAUGGCGCGGCACUGGGUUCCAGCAUGAGGUGGUAUCAUUCAUUAGAUAUCGUGGACGCCGAGCACACGGUAGCCCAGGUCUGCAUUACACUGCUCCUGUUCCACUUUUUUAAGGGUAAUGCGCCCUGGGCAGAUUUUUAUGGAACACGAUUCGACUGGGAAAGGGGGUAUGGACGUCUCAUAUCCAAAUAUCCUUUUUUGCAAUAUGCAUCCACAAGGUGGGCCGAACAUUAUCAAAUGUCACAGCAUCUGAGUAAGGAUGAAGAAAUCGGCCUUGUGUUGUCGAUUUGUGAUGUCCAACGGACCUAUUGCCAGACAUGGUUUCCUAUUUAUUGGUAUUCGGAAAUGUGGCACGAGCGACCCCCGGCGACAUGUUUGGUUAUUGCAAGUACGUUCGGUCUCGUUCGAGUUGUGGAACAAGUACUUGAGUCUCUCAGUUCUGGCCAUAGCAAUCAAUUGACCGCUUGUAGGGAGUCAAACCUCUAUACUGGAAUCAAUGAGCCAGUUGAAUACUUUGGGAAUGCCCUACAGGCAGCAUCAUCCAGAGGUCACCCGGAGGUGGUGAAGAUGCUGCUAGACAGAGGAGCGGAUGUGAAUGCUGAGGGUGGAGGGUUUGACAAUGCCCUACAGGUAGCAUCAGUCGAAGGACACUCGGAGGUGGUGGAGAUGCUACUAGAUAGGGGAGCGGAUAUGAAUGCUCAGGGCGGACACUAUGGCAAUGCCCUGCAGGCAGCAUCGUUUGAUGGCCACUCGGAGGUGGUGCAGAUGCUGCUAGACAGAGGAGCGGAUGUGAAUAUACAAGGUGGGAAAUAUGGCACUGCUCUUCUAGCGGCAUCCAGGUAUGGCCAUGAGAAGAUAGAGCACAUCUUACUGCGUAAGAUGUGA
Molecule: messenger RNA, 3024 nt
Organism: Rhinocladiella mackenziei CBS 650.93
Lineage: Eukaryota; Fungi; Ascomycota; Eurotiomycetes; Chaetothyriales; Herpotrichiellaceae
Exons: 4
Coding region: 1-3024 (1007 amino acids)
Molecular function (GO): protein binding
Source: RefSeq, a predicted model, not a curated record